Messenger RNA from Selaginella moellendorffii, 546 nucleotides. RefSeq lists its product as uncharacterized. The transcript is spliced from 3 exons. The record is from RefSeq and is a predicted model, not a curated record. Bases 166 to 546 code for a protein of 126 amino acids. NCBI's taxonomy places the organism in Eukaryota, Viridiplantae, Streptophyta, Lycopodiopsida, Selaginellales, Selaginellaceae.
CCCACUCACGCGUGCACUAGAAUCUUGCGGGGCCGGGGGGAGUGACCCAAUGGCCUCAGUCGUUGUGUGGUAUAAGAAGGAACGAAGCCGAGACGGGCAUCAGUGGCGGUAAGGUGGUGGAGGAGUUUUCACAAAAAACUUCCCCUCCAUUUAGUUCCUGCGAGAAUGGGAAGCCUCCCUCCCCUGGAGCAAGAGAAGCAAGCCGGCUUGAAGAGCUUGGAGUUUCUCAGCAGCAACGACAAGCAGAGUGCUUACUCCGCAGCAGAGUUGGAGGCCGGGCACUGCGCGGAGGGAGGCUGUCCAUGCGACACCAAAGCUGCUGCUCACUCGGCUGGCCAGUCAAGUUUCUUCCAGGCCGUUGUCAAUUCUUUCGUGCUGCUGAUCGGCCUGGGAACUCUCUCCUCUGCCUAUGCGAUCGAGAAGGCCGGAUUCUUUGGUUUGCUGGUGCUAUGCAUCACCGCAUCGUUCUACUGGAUCGGCUCCAAGCUGAUAGUCAUUUGCAUGAAGCGGACAAGACCUUUCCUCGCUGGGGUCGGCUGCUCAUAA